CUUGUUAACGUCAGUCAACCUUGACAAUAACACCUGUUAAUCGACGAAAAUGGCUGUAAACAACAUUCUCUGGUUUCGCCAUGGACUACGACUUCACGACAACCCAAGCCUGCUGGAGGCCCUUCGCAACGACUACGGUGAUCACACGGAACCGGUUCGGCUGUAUCCAAUUUUCAUUUUUGACGGAGAAAGCGCUGGCACGAAGCUGGUGGGCUACAAUCGUAUGCAGUUUCUGCUAGAGUCGUUAGCCGACCUGGACCGCCAGCUACGGGAGAUUGGCGGCCAGCUGUUCAUGUUUCGCGGCAAUGCUGUCAAUGUGAUGCGACGAUUGUUUGAAGAGUUGAACAUUAAAAAACUUUGCUUCGAACAGGACUGCGAACCCAUCUGGAAAGAGCGGGAUGAACGAAUUUCGGAUCUGUGCAAAAUGAUGGACGUAAGAUGCGUAGAGAAGGUAUCGCACACGCUAUGGGAUCCGGAAGAGGUGAUUCGGGUCAAUGGGGGAAUCCCUCCACUAACGUACCAAAUGUUUCUGCACACGGUUAACAUAAUUGGCAAACCACAACGCCCCGUGGAAGCACCAAUCUUCGAGUUUGCAGAAAUCGGCAAAGUGCCGGCCAUUCUGGCUGCCGAGUUGAAACUAUUCACCAUUCAUCCGACUACGAAAGACUUUGGAAUCUACUACGAAGGCAAUCCGGAUAUUUCGCACAAUCGAUGGGUGGGUGGAGAAACCAAAGCACUCGAAAAUCUCAGUCGUCGGCUGAACCAGGAAGAGGAAGCAUUCCGCGAUGGGUACUAUCUGCCAAACCAGGCCAAACCGGAAUUUUUGGGUUCAUCAACGUCGCAAAGUGCUGCGCUGCGUUUUGGGUGCUUAUCGGUGCGAAUGUUCUACUGGUGUGUCAACGAUCUUUUCGAGAAGGUACAGUCGAAGAGCGAAUGCAAGAAUCCGCAAGGUCAUCAUAUAACUGGACAGCUGAUUUGGCGGGAAUAUUUCUACACGAUGUCGGUGCACAAUCCUCAUUACGCCGUGAUGGAAGCGAACCCAAUCUGCCUCAACAUUCCCUGGUAUGAGCCAAAGGAUGAUUCACUGGAUCGGUGGAAAGAAGGACGUACCGGAUAUCCGAUUGUGGAUGCCGCCAUGAGACAGUUGCUAGCCGAGGGAUGGCUGCACCACAUUCUUAGGAAUAUCACGGCAACGUUUCUGACACGCGGAUGUUUAUGGAUAAGCUGGGAGGCUGGAGUCGAACAUUUUCUCAAACACUUGCUUGAUGCGGACUGGUCAGUAUGCUCAGGAAAUUGGAUGUGGGUUUCGUCGUCUGCUUUUGAGAAAAUGCUCGAUUCGUCUUCAUGCACGUCUCCCAUUGUGCUGGCUCGUCGACUAGACCCAAAGGGAGACUACGUAAGACGAUACUUGCCUGAGUUAAGCAAGCUGCCUACUAUCUAUGUCCACGAACCGUGGAAGAUGCCGCUGGAUGUGCAAAAGGAAUAUACCUGCAUUAUAGGUCAGGAUUAUCCGGCCCCUAUUGUUGACCUAGAUCAGGCCAGCAAACGGAACGUCCACACUAUGAAUGGAAUUCGCAAGAAGUUGAUGGAACGUGGAUCUACACCACCACACUGUCGACCGUCGGACAUGGAGGAAAUUAGGCAAUUUUUUUGGUUACCCGAGGAUGUCAUUGCAGAUUGCUAAACAAUUUGUUUUUUUUAACAUACAUUAAACCAACUGAACCGGCUGCCAAUAAAAAAUCAAUUCUCAGGUACAAACGACGAUAUCAAUCUGUCUUAUAGAAUAUAUUGUAUUACUAAUGCGCUAGAUUACAACACUCUUGAAGAGAAUGGACAUAUUAUCGUGACUACGUUUGACCUCCACUACCAGCAGAAUAAUAUAAUUUUAUAUGAUCGAAUCAAUUAUUAUGUCUUAUAUUUAGAAACAUGUAGUAAGAUAAGCAUAAAUAAUGAAAAAAAAAACACUUUCAAAAAGUGAUGCUCUGAUUGGUUGCCAUUAUUUCCUGUGUAUGGCAGCCCAGAAAAGCUUAUAAACAUUUAUAAAUAAAUGAACCAUUGUAGAGUUGACUGGCACAGAAGUCAAGGAUAAUUUAGGCCACUUUCGAAAGUUGUGUAAUUUUCAGAAUAAAGUACGGCUUGGCUGGAUUGUUACACGCGACUCCAUCUUUUUGUCAAAAUCAAUGUAGUACGUAAACCAUUAACAAACUCAACAAAUAUUCCAGAAGUAUCACGAU
Molecule: messenger RNA, 2234 nt
Organism: Topomyia yanbarensis
Lineage: Eukaryota; Metazoa; Arthropoda; Insecta; Diptera; Culicidae
Gene: cry
Product: cryptochrome-1
Exons: 5
Coding region: 50-1684 (544 amino acids)
Biological process (GO): circadian regulation of gene expression; entrainment of circadian clock by photoperiod
Cellular component (GO): nucleus; cytoplasm
Molecular function (GO): FAD binding; DNA binding
Source: RefSeq, a predicted model, not a curated record